AUGGUCAAAACGCGCAAAUCAACCGCCUCUAUUCAAACACGAAACCAAAGGACUUCAUUGAAUCACAAAUCAAAAAGAAAAAGAGACCAAGAUAGUGAGUCGGACGUUGAGCCGCCGUCUGCUCGUAAGCGCAGGAAAUCGAGUAGUUCACGGUCGCAUGCUCAAGUCGAGUAUCCAGACCAAGACAGCGAAGAGGCUGAAAAAGAAACCUCAGAGGACUCAGACACACAAGAAGACACUGUCUUAAAGAGAGGCUGGUAUCUUGUUCGCGCAGUCAUUGAUGAACGGUUUGAGGCUUCAGACGGCGAAACUAGACACGAGUACCUAGUUGAUUGGGAGCCAGGCCCCCAGGAAACAUAUCAGCCAACCUGGGAACUAGCCGAAAACCUGAAUGCAGACGCAUUGAGAGAUUGGGAGAAGAAAAAGGACAAGCGGGAGCGCCAGAAGCUACGACGUGAAGCCCAGCGCCAAAAUACAAGAAGCCAACGAGGGCUUCGGAGCCUCACGCCUCGUACUGCUUCAGCUGAACCAGCUGCGUUCAAUGAGAGACAACAGCCUGAGACUUUCAAUGCAUCAUUUCAAAAUCGCUCUCGAUCCAACUCUAUUAACCAAGACGUGCGGACAAGAAAACGUCCCAGACUUGAGCAAGAAUCCGUGUUCUCAGAGGAGCCAGUGCCGUCAAUCGUUUCAGCGUCAUCUGUUGAUGUUGAAUCUGUAGUGUCACUCGAAUCUCCUGCUCGACCUGGUCGAAAUUUCGCCAUUGUGCUACGUAAGCCCGACGAUUUUGACCCUUCUGAGUACCAAAGCGUUCACGGCAGUUCUCAAAAAAUAUCAGAUCUUGAAGACGAUGAUCAGCAUCUAGUGUUCACAUCACAGUUGACCCAAGACACUAUCCCUGAUUCCCAAGACCUAUCUGGUCGUUGGGACCCUAGAAACCUUGGAAGUCAAGCUGGAGUGCAAGAACCAGAUAGCCUUGAACCUCCUGCUGAUCAACUAUCAGUAGCUUUGAGCCAUCCUGAGCCAGGCGAUCAAGGGAGAGGCACUCGCGAUUCGGAAAUCGGCACCCCUGCUAAAGUCAUAGCCGACCCGGAAAUUGAAAUACCUCAAUCCAUUGAUUGUUCAGCAGAAUUCGACUCGCCAUCUUCAGACCCUGGCCAAGAAGAGGCUUGCCUCGAGGACGAACAGCCAUACUACGGUAACGGAGGUGACACUGGUGUUGAUAACCACUCUGACGACGAGAAUCGGGAGACAGACGAUAAUCAGGCCGGCCAGAAUUUCGAAGUCGAUGACAGUGACAUAGAAGAUUCUAUUCGUAAGCAACUACUCGAAGACAACCAAGAUUUUCACCGCAACGAUAGCAAUCACGGUCGCCACUUUUCAGAAGACAGCGAGUACAGUCUGAACCAAAGCUUCGAUACUGCCAUCUCUGGAACUACCCAAGAGCUCCCAAACAGUGCAGACUCAUACGUCCCUCCAGAUCAACAGACUCAAGAUAACACUUUGACCGAAUCUUCAGGAAACGGACAGAGAGUAGCAGAACUUGGCUUCUCCCAAACCAUUGAUAGUCCUCUUUCUGGGCGCGCCACGGACAGUGCCCGGAGAAUUGAUUCUGAGAGAAGUUCCCCGAGGUAUCGUGGCUCUGUUGAUGCUCUGCAUACCGAUACUAGCCAGUCACAACAACCUGAUAUCAAUCUCUCUUCUCAGCCCUCCGAACAGGGUCACUUCGAUACAUCCGGCACCAAGCCUUCUCACAGGUCAGGUUCCCUCUCAGGCAAAACUACACAACUCGAAGCACAACCGCCCUCAAGUAACGAGGUCGGCCGCAUUAUCCCAGACUCGCAGGAGUUUUCAAACUCGACUGCAGAGUUACAAUCUAACGCACCCCAGACCUUGACGGCGUCGAAUAAAGCCCAGAUCACCCCAUUUGCUUCCCAAGCCGAGCUUGUUCCUGACUCGGCAACAACUAGUUCACAUAUCCCCUCCCACCAACCAGAUCAGCCACCCCUACCUUCACUUGCGAGGGAAGACGUAUUUGACAGUUUGACACCAACUGACCAAGGCCUUCAUCGUGUACCAACAGCCUCAAUUCGAGAAUUUUCUACUUCUAAUAACACCCAGAACACACCAGUCUUUUUUACUCAACCCCAAGGAAUACACGAAUCUCCUGUUAUCUCUAGCUCUUUAUCAAGGCUUGAAACUAGCGAGGUUGUGCAGGGUUCAUUAGAUCCGGACUCUUCAACAAAGUCGACAGACGUACCUCAUAAGACCGAACAAAGCGACUUUAACGAGCUGCAGGCAGCUCGGUCACAGCCCCAGAGACACGCCAGUAGUCAAGAACCCGGGCCUACCAGUGAUCCCCAGUUCGCCCGGGACAAACCAGGGAUCAAUUACGACAUAGAGCGACGAUCUGAACAGCCGUCUCAGACCUAUAGUGCCUGCAUACCACCUUCUGAACUACCCAGGCCAACUACAGAAACUCUCAAAAUGGAGCGCUCGCAUUCUCAACCACGGAGUUUAGCAGCCGAUGAGCUCAAAAGCUUUGUUGAUUUUGGUACUGAUUCAGUAUCGGGUCAAGUCGGUGACGGGGAAAGCCUAGAUGCGGCAUCUUAUGGAGUCUCAAAUGUGCAAGAGUCCAUACUUAGUGCUAGCACAACUGACCUCGAUAUUGCUGUCAGUUCUUCUGAAGCUAUCAUACAAUCGCAGCCAAUCUAUUCGGUCGAUCCUUGGAAACCAGAAGCUUUGGGAACCACACCAGAGGCCCCUGCGCCCUCAAUCUCGCCGGCAUCCAUUAUGGCAAACCCUCAUCGAUCAGCAUUCGAUACUAUGAGAGAGAUGGUCGACCGAGCUUUCGUCAAUUCGAGGGAAUCCAUCGCUUGUUCUCUCAUGAGUCAAGAACCUCGUGAUAGGACGCCACCCGCUACUAUCUCUCCGGCAGACAUAAGUAGGGUGAUUGACCCUCUGGAGGCGACUCACACUUUGAACUUGACAAACAGAGGCACAAUACCCUCCGAGAUUGGCAGUCCUGGUCCCUCGAUCACGAUGGGUCAAAUUCCUGAGGAACAAAACUCUGAUACCUCGUCGCAAUCGUCUCACCGAGAAGACGGUUACACACAGCAUGUCAUCACUCUUCCGAUGCAAGCAAGUAAGCGGCCGUAUUAUGGAGAGAUGAUAAAGGAUUACAAAACCGAAAUCCAGGCUUUCAGCGCUUCGUUCACUGGCGAACCUGGCGAACAGCCCAGCGAGCUUCUUGUGCAAAAGAUCCAUGAUCUUUUUGACAGGUUGUUUGACAUUUGCGAUUAUCCGCCGAAUGUUGUAGGAACGGUGCUUGAGUCACAACCCAGCGCUGACAUUGCCAAAUUCUGCUGCGAUGCCAAUCCCAAAUUCAAUUUCUUGUUUGAGCUCAUGACGGGUCUGGAUGAAAAGGAAAAGGAAGUUCUUAUUGUGAUUCGCAAUCAAGAACUUAUGCGACUUAUAUUCGCCCUCACUGAAGUCGCGGAGAUCGAAUGCUCGGCUGAGGGUAUCAAUCGACGCACUGACUUUCCGUCAGCCAUAAGGAUCACUCUUGCUCUAUGGGAUGAGGAUUUCAAUCCUUUCAAUUUCGAUGUUGUUAUCGGCUAUGACUAUCAUUACAUUCGUUCACGCAUUGCUAUGCAAUUGGCAUCUGGUACAGGCCGAAAGUCACCAGUCGUACUUUUAUUGGUGACAACCUAUUCUGUUGAGCACGUCAGCUUGCACCCCUUGAACAAUGCGUCUAAGCUCGAGGAAACGAAUGCAAUGCUCGCAUGCACUGUCAGCGCAGGGCGCUAUCUCGAAGACCCUGAACGUGGCUACAGCGAGCCACAUGAAAUUGCUGAAAUAUUUGCGCGUUACCUGAAUGGUAUUACUGAUACAUUGAACUGGGAGCCUCAGGGAAUACCGGACGACGUUCUUGAUAUCUUCGAAGGCCCCAUGUCCCAAAAUCAACUUCUUUUUGCAGUGGACGACUUGCAUGGGAAUGGCCACAAGCGAAAGUUUAGCGACGGUGGCGAGGCUGCUGAUGCCAAACGAACGCGGACACUUCCCCUCCGAGAUCCACCAGUUGGUUCCAACAACCCUCCCAUGCCUCUUGCAACACGGCAGUGGCUUGACAGUGCACUGCUUCGAGGAGAGGCCAACAAUAGAGAGGCGACUACUUCGGUGCGCGUGGCGGUCUUGGACUCGCUCAGGGAACAGGCGGACGAGUACAAGCGCAGGGUUCUAUUAGCGGCAGAAGUCGAAGUCGAACAGAAGAACCAUAUUAACCGUCUUGACAAGGAGCUCAAGGACUAUCGGAAGACAACAACUAGGAUUGGGUUGUCAAAUCGUGCCGCUAUCCAAGACCGAACAGUCUUUGAAAAGGAAAAGUCCAAAGCUGAAGCGGCUCUACAAGCUGCCACAGCAGCUGCGCAUAAAGAGAGCGAGAAAUACAAGCUGAAAAUAGCCGAGCUCGAAUCUACGAUCGGCCAUCUGAGGGAGGCACCCGGAGCCGCUGAAAGGCAAGACGCACUCACUACGGCGCAAAAACAGUUGCGGAUCACGGAAGACAAGCUGAAGGCCGCCUUGACAGAUGUGGAGUUCAUGAGAAGCCGCUAUCAGGAUGUUGGCUCUGCAGCAGCACAGUUGUCCAACGAGGUCAAUGCAUUGAAGACCCAGAACGUCGCUCUAGAGCAGAAGGCUUCAGCGAACCUGUUGGCUAUCCAUGCACAGCAGGCUUCUGGGGAGAGGCAAGCUAUGCAGCAGACGAUUGAGAACCUACAAGCGCAACUCCAGCAAAGGGACGCAGAACUGACUGCAGCGCACCAGAAACUUAAUAGUUUUGCGAAUGGGCGGAACACACGAGGAGGCAGCAUGCCUCGCAGCCCCCGCGUUCCGAGUGGAGUGAGUCCACGGCCCAACCGGGCGUAUACUGGUUCUGCUAGUAGAGGAACAAGUCCUUCCGGGCCUGGUACACAAUUUAUGAGCCAGCAGGCUCAAAAUACCAGAUGGAACUCUCUUCAAUGA
Messenger RNA from Fusarium pseudograminearum CS3096, 5019 nucleotides. RefSeq lists its product as uncharacterized. The transcript has 4 exons. The record is from RefSeq and is a predicted model, not a curated record. Lineage: Eukaryota; Fungi; Ascomycota; Sordariomycetes; Hypocreales; Nectriaceae. Bases 1 to 5019 code for a protein of 1672 amino acids.